ACUUCAUUCUACUCGAUGUUAGUCGUGGAUGGAAAUUCGGGCUGUGUGAGCUGCACUAACGUCCAUGAGCAAAGUUCUAUCCAACAUCCCAUUCUGAAAGAAGCCAAAGGUGGUUUUGAACUGAAACCUAAGUUAUAUCUGGAGGAAGACCAAGAUUACCUGAUUCCAGCAAACAUGGAUGGAAGACCCACCUGUGACCAGUGUGGGAAGACUUUCACCAGAAGUAGUGGGCUGAAGAAACACCUACGCAUCCACACUGGAGAAAGACCAUAUGACUGUGACCAGUGUGGAAAGACUUUCACCUCAGAAAGUAAUGUAAAAGUCCACCAACGCACCCACACUGGAGAAAGACCAUAUAACUGUGACCAGUGUGGGAAGACUUUCACCAGAAGUAGUGGGCUGAAGAAACACCUACGCAUCCACACUGGAGAAAGACCAUAUGACUGUAACCAGUGUGGAAAGACUUUCACCUCAGAAAGUAACUUAAAAGUCCACCAACGCACCCACACUGGAGAAAGACCAUAUUACUGUGACCAGUGUGGAAAGACUUUCAGCUUAGCAAGUAACUUAAAAGUCCACCAACGCACUCACACUGGAGAGAGACCAUAUAACUGUGACCAGUGUGGGAAGGCUUUCACCUCUACAAGUGACUUAAAAAGCCACCAACGUGUUCACACUGGAGAAAGACCAUACGAAUGUGAUCAGUGUGGGAAGACUUUCACCAAAAUGGCUGCACUUAAAAUCCACCAACGCAUCCACACUGGAGAAAGACCAUAUAACUGUGACCAGUGUGGAAAGACUUUCAUCACAACACAUGACUUAAAAAGGCACCAACGUGUCCACACUGGUGAGAGACCAUAUGACUGUGACCAGUGUGGAAAGGCUUUCACCUCUACAAGUGACUUAAAAAGCCACCAACGCGUUCACACUGGAGAAAGACCAUACGAGUGUGAUCAGUGUGGGAAGACUUUCAUUUUGGCAAACAAGUUAAGAAUCCACCAACGCAUCCACACUGGAGAGAAACCAUAUUACUGCGACCAGUGUGGGAAGACUUUCACCCGUAUGAGUGUGCUUAUAAUCCACCAACGCGUCCACACCGGAGAAAGACCAUAUUGCUGUGACCAGUGUGGAAAGACUUUCACGCGUAUAAGUCAGGAAGCAGGAGGUGACAUCACUGGUAAAGCGAGGGAAAGGAAGGGUAGAAAUCAGACCCACCUGAAAGCUGUGUGGUGGAGGGAAACUCAAACAAAGGAGAGACUGGAAGGAGGUUUGAUCGACAGGAGAAGUAACAACGAAAAGGAAAGGAGGAAAAGACUUAACGUGACUUUAAGUGAGGAAUCUGGAAGUGGACUGGUGUGGACCCAGGACUCUUGA
This is a messenger RNA of Sphaeramia orbicularis (orbiculate cardinalfish), 1374 nucleotides long. Its product is annotated as zinc finger protein 664-like. The record is from RefSeq and is a predicted model, not a curated record. Bases 16 to 1374 code for a protein of 452 amino acids. Gene Ontology annotation, molecular function: DNA-binding transcription factor activity, RNA polymerase II-specific; RNA polymerase II cis-regulatory region sequence-specific DNA binding. Gene Ontology annotation, biological process: regulation of transcription by RNA polymerase II. Lineage: Eukaryota; Metazoa; Chordata; Actinopteri; Kurtiformes; Apogonidae. The transcript is spliced from 4 exons.